Molecule: messenger RNA, 1735 nt
Organism: Aphanomyces astaci
Lineage: Eukaryota; Oomycota; Saprolegniomycetes; Saprolegniales; Verrucalvaceae
Exons: 7
Coding region: 26-937 (303 amino acids)
Source: RefSeq, a predicted model, not a curated record
CUUGGACCUGACGCACACGACGACAAUGGAGGUCGACUUACCUGUGGAAGAUCACCAUGAAGGAAUCACGGAGCUUACGGAAACAGACGGAAGAGCCGGUGGUGAUGAUGCAUCCUCGCUCCCAGAGCAUGUCGUCGGUGACGGACCUGCCUCGUCGGACCAUGCCGACCACGUGUGUGACCACCCCGUUCCAGAUCUGCACGAACCGUCAGUGGCGGGUGAUUCCUCCAAAACACAAGUCGUCAUGAAUGUCGAUGGUGUGUCAUCGUCGUCGUCGCCGCGCUGUCAGUCGUCCCCCGUGCAAGGCGAUUCCAACAUACACACGUCAUCCCUUGAGACGCAUGCAGUCAAUAGCUCCACCCAAGAUCAACAUGUCCGUCCGCCACCACCCAUCAACAACCAUGACGAAGCUGGAAAGUUCUACACCGUCGACUUAACGCACUCCACGGCACAUGCCACGUCUCCUCUGGCAUCGUCCGUCACAUUCCGUGAUCGAAUGCGCCGAUGGGUCCAACGAGCGCUCGUCGCCAGUGGACGCGCGAAUCCAUCCGCGGACGAGUACUUUGAGCAGCAGAAAGACCGGUUCCUCGGCCUCUUGCAGCAUCUACAGGCCGUCCAAUCGAGUCUAAAGCGACAUGCAUCGCUCCUGACGCAGUUUGUUGGGUCUGCGUCGCAACUCGGCGUCGACAUCCGCUGUGUCGUCCAAGGGAGUGGCGAGAACGUCUUUUCGACUGCCAUGGCGAGCCAAGAAGCGCAAAUGACCGACGCGGACGCCACGUUGAGCGGUGCGCUGCGCAUCUUGGAAGGCCGGAUCCAACACAUGAAGUCGUUCCAUGAAUGUUUGUCACGACGAACCAAUUUGAAGCUGGAUGUGGACAGUUUUGAACGACGCGUGGAUGCAAGGAAGGGCGUAAGUGGACAAUGGUGGUCUCCAUGAACGUGUGGCUGAAGAUGAUUGCGCGAGUAGCGCGGGGACACGAGCGCAUUAGAAGCGAAGGCGAUGGAAGCGCGAGUGGCAAUGGAUGCGUGUACGCUAGGAUUGUAUCGCGUGUUUGCAAAGUAUGAAGCGGACCGCCGCUCGAUGCUGCACACCGAGCUCGACAUGGUGCUUCAAGGUCUGCACUCGAUGUACACCAAGAACGCGGCAAUGACGGCCCCGUCGUCUGCUGCCCCUACCGAUGUAUCCUCAUCCACCACCAAGAAGGACGAGGACGAGUUGUUUAACAUGAUGCGAGCUCGAGGGCAGGUGACCAAACCAGGCGCAUGCGAUGGAACCAACAACGGGGGGGAAGAGUAGUUUACAAGGUGGAAUUUAUAAUAGGCGCAUCAAUCUUACGGCAGCACGACGCUCUUCACGCUUAGGUUUGACGAAGUCGACGGAGCGGCGGCAGUCGUCGCAGUGGAUGGUGCUGAUUUUGGUAGUUUGCCAAUGAUAUGCAAUGCAGACGUGUAACCAUACCCUUGGGAAGUUGGGAGGCUCGACAACAUGCCCCAUGUGUCGUAGAUAGUAGGCGAGGUGGCAUGCGAGGCCUUGUCAUCGAUAGGGAAGGAACCGACGGUCCAAAGCCGCGUGACAUCUCGGCGUCGACGCGUCGAGUCACUGAAGGGUCUGCAUGAUGGCUUGGCGCGCCGAAGAAGGAUCGAAGCGACGGAGCGCUGCAUGUUGCUAGGACGUCGGUGAUUUCAGAAUGCGCAAAGGGGAAUUCUGGGCUUUGAGGAAACGAGAAUGUUGGCG